ACAGGCCCAAAGGCUUACCCUCCCCAAAAUCUGCACGAGGACAUUAUUGCCGGUGGCUAGUGAUACGUGCAACUUAUCAGAGAAUGGGCAGUAAACCACCUAUGUACGACGAGACUCACUCGGACAAACUCACCCGCAAGGCCCGGGAAUCACCGUUUAUGCCAAUAGGCAUUGCGGGGCUUGCCGCGGUGUGCGCAAUCGGAGCGUACAAGUAUAAGCACCGGGGUGCAAUGUCCACGUCCGUGUUCCUGAUGCAGCUUCGAGUGGCCGCGCAAGGUACGGUGGUUGCCGCCCUGUCCAUUGGGCUGGGUUACACGAUGGCGAACGAGUACAUCUUCAACAAAAAGGAGUAAUUUAAGUAGACUCUUAUCAUACUCAAAGAAGUGUAAAUAAGUAUUAACGAAUAGGUCAAAUAACUAUUUAUUCUCCAUUGAGUUCCUCAGCCAACCCGUUUCCUCGUUUCCAUCCUUCUGGAACGAGGAAUGAUGCUAUUUUUUUCUAGUGCAAUGCACAAGAAUUACUGUGAUUGAUGGAAUGCUAUGAGGAGGUGAAAUGAACUGUAUGGAUGAUGAGCUAGUGUAUACAAAGGGAUCUAGAAUCACAUAUUUCAAUGCGCAAAAUUGCUAUAACUCACAGAGACAAAUUGUUGGCUUGGCAGUUUCACGUGUAAUCGCCCUAAUCUCCUAUAUAUUUGGUAUAAAUUGGACAAAUAUUGUAAUUUCAGAAGGAUUCCUACAAUUAAAAAAUGAUUCAAAAUUGGAAGUUGGGAAGCAAAAUAUAAAGAGUUGCUUAAUUCGGUAAUGAAAAGAAAUUUCGAGCAUGUGUUAUUUUAUUAUGGUUUAAAACAUGUCUGUAUUUACUGUACAAUUUAAAAUUAUUCAAAAAAAUUUAAAAUGAUUUAUUUUGAUGACCAUAUUCAAACCGAUCAAUCAACUGUUGCGUAUGAAUACAUAGUAGAUAGCAAAAAUAGCGGUUUCUUUUUGAGAAAUUAAAUA
Molecule: messenger RNA, 995 nt
Organism: Anopheles nili
Lineage: Eukaryota; Metazoa; Arthropoda; Insecta; Diptera; Culicidae
Product: HIG1 domain family member 1A, mitochondrial-like
Exons: 3
Coding region: 84-353 (89 amino acids)
Biological process (GO): mitochondrial respirasome assembly
Cellular component (GO): mitochondrion
Source: RefSeq, a predicted model, not a curated record